Molecule: messenger RNA, 1389 nt
Organism: Racocetra persica
Lineage: Eukaryota; Fungi; Glomeromycota; Glomeromycetes; Diversisporales; Gigasporaceae
Source: the annotation of a GenBank genome assembly
CUAAAUGCAUCGAUAAAUUUAUCUCGUUACGUGUACAAGAAUAUGACAAUCCUUCAAAUGCUCAGCCAAUAGAUCCACGGUUACAAGACGUUGUUGAACGAAUGUUUCAACGAUGUUAUGAUGACGGGGAAUUUAAACAAGCAAUUGGUAUCGCAUUGGAAGCCCGUAGAUUAGAUGUCAUUGAAGAGGCAAUAAGCAAAGGCCCGUCUUCUGAACUCUUGGCCUAUGUUUUAGAUUUGAGUAUGACAUUGGUUCUCAAUUUAGAUUUUAGAAAUAAGGUUCUAUGGUUGUUGGUAAAAUUAUAUCAAAACCUUGCGGAACCUGAUUAUAUAUCAAUCAGUCAAUGCUUUGUACAUUUGAAUAAUUCUUCAUCGGCUGCUAAACUAUUACAAGAUCUUGUUACAAAAUGCGAUGAUGCUUUAUUAUUGAUGGCUUAUCAAAUUGCAUUUGACCUUGAAGAAAACGCUACUCAAGAGUUUCUUCAAAGAGUUAUAAAUGAAUUACCUGUUGGCUCAACAUCAUCAUCUACUCGUAAUGAAAAACAAGAUGGUGAAGCUAUGGAAACUGACGAAACUGAGUCUGCUAGUCAACCGGAUGAAAAAUACGUCCGUAUUCGUAAUAUAUUGUCUGGGGAAGAAUCUAUCAAAUUACACUUGGAAUUUUUGUAUCGAAAUAAUCAUACCGAUUUACUUAUUUUGAAAAACACUAAAAAUGCAUUAGAAUCUCGAAAUUCUGUGUAUCACUCUGCUGUUACAUUUGCCAACGCGUUCAUGCACGCUGGAACAACAAGCGAUGAAUUUCUUCGUCAAAAUCUUGAAUGGCUUUCGCGUGCCACAAAUUGGUCAAAAUUCAGUGCUACUGCAGCUCUUGGUGUAAUACACAAAGGACAUUUAUCUCAGGGACUCACUUUACUGCAACCAUAUUUACCACAAGACGGUGUUAAUGGAAGUUCAUAUUCAGAAGGUGGCUCGUUAUUCGCUCUGGGAUUAAUUCAUGCGAAUCAUGGUGCCGGUGUAUUGGAUUAUUUACGAAAUGCACUAAGAAAUACACAAACUGAAGUUCUUCAACAUGGUGCUUGCUUAGGUCUCGGUGCAGCUGGGAUGGCAACCGAAAAUAAUGAAAUAUAUGAUCAACUUAGAGAGGUUCUCUUUAGCGAUAGUGCGGUUGCAGGAGAGGCCGCUGGAUUGGCUAUGGGACUUGUCAUGCUUGGUACCGCUUCAAAAAAAGCAAUAGAAGAGAUGCUACAAUAUGCACACGAAACUCAGCAUGAAAAAAUUAUUCGAGGGUUGGCAAUCGGUAUUUCGCUGAUAAUGUAUGGUAAAGAAGAAGCUGCUGAUGUAUUAAUUGAAACACUUAGUCAAGAUAAGGAUCCAAUUUUACGAUAUGGUG